Macrosiphum euphorbiae (potato aphid) is the source of this 300-nucleotide messenger RNA. NCBI's taxonomy places the organism in Eukaryota, Metazoa, Arthropoda, Insecta, Hemiptera, Aphididae. The record is from the annotation of a GenBank genome assembly.
AUGACAAAUGGCUCUUUGGCGUGCUUGGCAACUGCGUGUAUCUCUCCAGCUUUCAACAUAACCACCACGGAAGGUCUGGACAAAUGGUUCACUGCAGUUACAACGGUGUUGUUGUCAUCCAGCAAGACUGGAGAUAUGGAUGAUGCCAUGGACACCUUGAAGCAGCUCAAUAAUGAUAAUCCAAGUAGUCUAGUUGAUGAUCUAAUCACAAAACAAAGAAAUGUUACAUUAGAUGAACAAAUAAGAGAUGCUAAGACGUUUUUACCGGUACAAAGAUUCCAAAUUUUUGUCACGUUUUGA